AUGUCAACAUCUGAAACGGCCUCGUCACAAUCAAUAACGCCAUCAUCUACCAUGUCAACACCUGUAACGGCCUCGUCACGAUCAAUAACGCCACCAGCUACCAUGCCAACACCUGUAACUGUCUCAUCACAAUCAAUAACGACAUCGUCAGCCAUGUUCACAUCAGUAACAGUAACAUCAGUUACUAUAUCGACACAAUCAACAACACUUCCAUCUACCAUGUCAACACAAGUAACAGUCUCGUCACUUUCAACCAACCCUUUUACAAUAUCAUCUUUAUUUACAUUACCAUCAAAAUCAAUUUCAACGAUGCCAUCAUUAAAGGAAAUAUCGUCAGGGUCAAUAUCACCGUCAUCGUCAAUCUCAAUACAAGACACAAAAAUGUUAAAAGAAAUUACAUCCUCUUGUUCAAUGCCAUCGACAGUUACAGUAUUGUCAAAAUCAGUUACAUUCUCGUCUAUAAUAUCACCACAAGUUCCACUAGUAUCAAAGAUAAUAUCAUCCUCUUCUACAUCUCUUUUGAGCACGAUGACGUCAAAGUUAACCACCGUUCCGGUAUAUUCUGCUUCUUCGUCAAUGCCAACCCCGCUUACUGAUGAAACAACAACAGGUACUUAUGGUGUACAAAACAGUACGCUGUACAAUGCGAAAGAUACCGAUUCUACGUCACGUGGCCAAAUUUACGUAACUGCCUCAACAGACAAUGUGUCAAAAGAAGAUUCCAUUAAUUCAGGCACAAUCCAUUUUGACUUUUUCCUCGGCUCAAGUAUCUGUUGCAUUUUCCAGAUGUUUCAUAUCCUUUGGCUGAAACUUUGAGUACCUCUAAGUAUAUGCUCGAAUCUCCCAUGGACAAUUAAAGAGACUCCAAAAUCUAGCUUGGGUCACAUACAGACAAAUCAAACAACUUGUCCCUAACCGCACUGUAUUCAAAUUCAGUUAAUGACUUUGGAUACUUUCUUUUAGCUUACGGAAGGUCAGAUGUUAUUCUCAGGUGCCUGCUCAUGUCUGACUCAUAAGUCACAAUAUGCCACCUGACGUCAUCAUCCACCAGAUAAGCUAGAAGGUCGCCAUAUCAGACCAUAUGUCGGAAUGACAACACCAUACAAAAAAUCAUAUAGCCCCGAUACUUUCAUGUACAUGGCAACAAAUGUAUAUUCUUUUAACAUGAUUUUAGCAGUACAUGUAUUGAGUCUGAAAUACUCGACAAAACAUAUCACAUAUUUAGUUAAUAACGCAUUAUCUUUGAGUUUACUAUCAUUACCAUUUCUUUCUAUCUUUCAUUUGUUCUUUCUUUCUACUCGUCUAUUUAUUUUUAUACUGUUAAACUAAGAUUUCAUUUUACAUGAUAUAUUUUUAUACAAAGGGCGUUGCAGUUAAUACAUAAACAAAUCAUUUGUCCAUCUUAAAUUUCUACUUAAGUAAAGCAUGCGGAGUUGUACUUAUUCGCACAGCAAAAGGUAAUUAAACUGUUGCUAAAUAAUGAUCUUAAUUUUCGAUUUUGUUUUUAACUGUUACUAUGAUUAAGCAAUAGCUCAAGCUAACUAUGAAAACUGGUCAAUGAUAUGCAUGGCGUUUACAUUUUGGGUUGUUAACACUUAAGGUGUCAUGGUUUCACGGGGUUUUCAUUAAACUUUGUCAGGAUGUUCAUACCAAUUUUAUAAUUUAUCUUUGAUGAGAAUUUUUAAAUAUGGAUCAACUUGGGACCAGAUCGAAUAGAAUAAUAACAUUUAAUUUACACUCACCGAAUUUUAUCAGAAUGUCUCAAUGAUAUACCAGCAUGUUUGAAUAAGAAUUAUUUUAGCUCAAAAACUAAGUCACCAGAUCAUAUAGAAACAAAUACAAAAAACUUGCUAACAUACUAAAAAUCACAAUUUUAAUUUGAUCUCCAAAAAAUUUUGGCGAAUUAUUUAUUUUGAUUAUAUAUCAUGUGGUAUUGAAUAUGAGUCAUCUUGGAUCAUAUUUGGUAAAAAUGUAUAUCGCCAGGCCACAAUGUUGAUUGAGUUUCACGAAAACAAGUCCGAUUGGAAUCAAAAACAUGAUUGCCAGGUCAAAGUCGAGAAAACCUUGUUAACACAAUAGAGGUCACGAUUUUGUUACAAUGUUUGUUUCAAUGAUAUACAAGUUAUGCUUAAAAAAUGGGAAUCUACGGUCAAAACAAGCUCUCAAGAUUAAAUCAAAAAAGAAAAAUGUCCCUAUUCUAAAGUUUGCAAUUUUUACUAGGCCUGCAUCGAUUUUGGCAGAAUGUUCCUCUCAGUGAUAUGCAUAAGUGGGGUUUAAAUUUGACAUAAUUUUGAUCAUCUUGGGUCAAAAAGUAGGUCAUAAGAUCAAAUCAAAGGAAAGCCAUGCAAAACCAUGCUAUCCCAUCGAAAAAUCAUUGUUUUCUUAGGAAUUGAUCAUACUUUUCUUCCAGGAUGUCUAUAGUAAACUUGAAUUAGAUUCACGUGAGCAAAUGAGAGUCACCAUAGCCCGGCCUCUUGUUUUGUAAUGGUUUGCAGAACUGAUAAGUAUAUCCAUAAUUAACUGAUGAUAUGUUGAUGAUGUGUUCAUUAAAAAAUAAACGUUACAUUAUUUUCAUUCUUAUCCGAUAAUACAUUUGUAUAAACGGUAUAAAGGUAUAAAGCACGUUGAAAUGGCAUUCGUUUCGAUGUCAUUCUUUGCAACUUCGGAUAAUCAUAAAGAAGAAGCGAGCGAAAAUAAAAUAAAAGUUUUUGUAAAUAUUACAUAUAACUUGAACUUUUGUCUUAUAAUAGUGCAUUUAUUUUUUCAUUGUUUAAAAGAGUCAUAAAAAUGUACAUAUAUCUCUUUAAUAAAACGCAUACACAUGUACUCAUGACAAAUAAACCAGUAUCUAAUUAAAGAUAUCUUUACGUGUCUUCUUCAUUCAUUGGUCUUCAACGAAUUGUUCUCCAACCAGAAAAUGUUGAUGUUGUAGAAUCAGUACCAAAGGGUUAUAUUCUGAUUCACUCUGGUUAUUUCUCAGCAUUUUCAGUUGGAAAUAUAUUUUGGAAAUAAACGGCGAGAUAGAGAAGAAAAUAUUACAGAAAUAAACUCAUUUUCCCAAUAGCUUCCAUUCAAACAUAAGAUUCUAGUGUCGGAAGGUGUUUAUCUCCAAGAUACGAUGAUCAAUAUUGAAGGUUUAUAUUUGGAUCACAAUGGAAUAUAAAACGGGUAGUUUCCUACGCAAGAGGUUUCGCUAAACCAAAGAAUGCUCUGAAUAAAUAUUGGAAAUUGAUACUAUCAGAAACAGAUACAUACUGUAUGUAUACUUGUCACACAUUUACCAUCAGAAGGAAUUUUAGACUUAUAGUGGAGCGGAAAAUAAGGUAUCUCCUGUCAAAAUAGUGCAAAUUGUGAUACAAGCAUGAAACUUUCAGGAAAUCAUCUUU
Ruditapes philippinarum (Manila clam) is the source of this 3386-nucleotide messenger RNA. Its product is annotated as mucin-2-like. The record is from RefSeq and is a predicted model, not a curated record. Lineage: Eukaryota; Metazoa; Mollusca; Bivalvia; Venerida; Veneridae. Bases 1 to 816 code for a protein of 271 amino acids. The transcript has a single exon.